AGUUUAGAAGAGAUUUUCGAAGAUUCAUUUACUAAUUAUUACUUGUUGGUUGUGUGCUCUUAUCAUUGUAAAUAUAAGAAAACAGAUUGACUUAAAAAAGGAUUCAAGUGGUUUUGCAAUUUUGUUCAAAAUGGGUACUCGUGCACUUUUUUUACUUGCAAUUACAACAUUUUUAAUCGGUUCCUUCGUUAACAAAGUAUCUGCAAUACAUUGUUGGAGAUGUUCAUCGGAUGCAUCGAUUGCAGCACUGUACUGUAAUGAUCCAUUUGAUUCAAGCAACAUCACGGAGCAACAAAAACGUUGGAGCUACGUAGAAUGUAUGUAUCCGCCCAGUCAAUUGAAUCCACACAGCCAACAAUUAGCUCAAAGAGCCGUUUGCAAAAAAAUCAAGCAGCUCGUUAACGAUAAUGUUAUCAUAUCGCGAUCGUGUUAUUGGGAAGAUGUGAAUGCACAGAAAAAUGAUUGUAUGAAUGCCACCACACCUUCAUACAUAAGAACAAUAUUUUGUGAGACAUGUUCAACAGAUGGAUGCAACGGUGAAGCGAUGAACCCAGUCGCUAAAACUGGAAAUUCAUUUGAUGGAGGAAUCAAUGCGAUCGACGAACAAAAGAAUGUGGUCGAUGAUAAAAAUGCCACCACAUGCAAUUGCAAAAAGAGUUCUGCGUCCACUUUGAAUGUUAAAACUAUAGCGAAUGUAGUAAAUUUAUUAGUGGCAUUCAUUUUUGCGCAGUAUUUUAUUCUAGGUUGUCGAAAUAUGCUUAAACAGGCCAACAGUUAGAUGCGCAAUGUGUAGUGCAUAUUACUUUUUUAUUUGUACUUGCUUAAACCAUAACACUCAAUGGAAACGAAGCUGUGAAUUCGAUUGAAAUGUUUAAUAUAUACAUCGUUAAUCUAAUCAAGAUGAAGAAAAUUAGAAAACUAAAAAUAGAAAUUAAUUUUCUUCUCAUUUUACCUAAAAUUGUUUCUUUAAUAUGAUUUAUGAUUACAAAUAAUAAAUACAAUAAAUGGAA
This is a messenger RNA of Sitodiplosis mosellana (orange wheat blossom midge), 1010 nucleotides long. RefSeq lists its product as uncharacterized. Lineage: Eukaryota; Metazoa; Arthropoda; Insecta; Diptera; Cecidomyiidae. The transcript is spliced from 3 exons. The record is from RefSeq and is a predicted model, not a curated record. Gene Ontology annotation, biological process: positive regulation of voltage-gated potassium channel activity; sleep; regulation of synaptic transmission, cholinergic. The coding region runs from base 131 to 778 and encodes 215 amino acids.